This is a messenger RNA of Dunckerocampus dactyliophorus (ringed pipefish), 5761 nucleotides long. Its product is annotated as inactive tyrosine-protein kinase PRAG1-like. The transcript has 6 exons. Gene Ontology annotation, molecular function: ATP binding; protein kinase activity. Gene Ontology annotation, biological process: protein phosphorylation. The record is from RefSeq and is a predicted model, not a curated record. NCBI's taxonomy places the organism in Eukaryota, Metazoa, Chordata, Actinopteri, Syngnathiformes, Syngnathidae. Bases 328 to 4254 code for a protein of 1308 amino acids.
GCACCUCUGCACAGCUCACACUCUCAGUGCAAACAGCAGCAGCAACGCGCACGCCUGCAAGGAGACGGGGGAGCAGCGCUGAAGCUCCCCGCCUUGUGAACCUGUCUGUGGAAUAAGACAAGACGGAUGUAUCGGUGUCCUGGAGGGAUUCCAAUGCAUGACUUUUAAACUGUGGUCUUUGGUGUGGUGUUUUUUUUUUUUCUGGAGGGGUGGAUUCUGUGUUGCCAGGCAAAAAAGAAGUCAGAGCAGCCAUGACAGUGCGACCUGCGUGUGCCGAAACACUCCGUCGUCGCUUCUGACCUUCCAGACGAUCGAGUGAAGCCGAAGAUGUCAGUGUGCAGUGACUUUGCAGAACACGUGUGGAAACCCGGCUCUUGUAAGAACUGCUUCCACCAGCUGAGCGCACACAGGCAUACGGUCGGCGGCGGCCUGGAUGGCGCUGCAUCCGCCGCGUGUCUAAAGAGCAGUCUUGGAGGCGAUGAAGAAGCUGCAGUGACAGCGCCUUCACCCUACAGCAAGCCCACCAUCGCCGUUAAGCCCACCAUGAUGAGCCUGGACACCAGCGACUCCAUGGCUGACAUUAACAUGAACAUAGAGAAGAAAAACGCAAAAGGUUUAAAGAAGCUUCUGGACCUCUCCUCGCUUUACAUUGGUGGCAACAGCUGCAAUAAAACCCACAGAGAUUCAUCUCUUCAAAGCCCGGAAUCCAAGAAGGACUAUUGCUUUUCUCAACCUUCCUUGUCCCCCAAAGACUCCAUGAUCCUCAGCAAUAGAGGUCCUCAAAGUGUCAAGAACAAUGUCAAUGUGGACACUUCUAGGCAGCAGAAUAGUAUCGUCACCCCCAGAACCAAUAGCACUUAUAACUCGAGUGGUGGAGCUAAAAGUUUAAAUUAUCAUUGUCAAAAUUCUGUUGAGAAACUGUUCCCUGUGGAUAAUGGUCCAACCAGUCCUGCCAAACUCCGUAGCAAUGGGAUAAGUACCACUGUUCUUCCAACCAAGACAUCCAGCACUUCACUCAACUCUUUAACCUCCGCUUUAUCUGUGGACACUCUUACUAACAGUCAGUCCUCCAUCCACUCGCCUCCUGUCCUAUCCAAACAAAACAGCCCCUUAGACUCCUCAUUUGGUAGCAGUACAGAUUCACUACCAGUGACCGAAGGUUCCAUUGGGAGCCCCCAAACGAUGAGUAACUCCACACCCAAUUCUCCCAGCGGACCAGACUCUGAACCCAUUUAUGCGGAGAGCACCAAGAAAAAGCGCAGGCCGCAGGAAAAUGUGUUGCAAAACCAUUCAUACACUGCAAAACAGACUAAGAACUCCACAGGAGAAAGUCAGCGGGCAACCAUUACCGUAAUGGCUGCCCAUAUAGAGGAGAGCAACAGGCCAAUUUACCUUAGCAGCCCUGAUUCUGCCAUCAGCACCCAGUGCCACUUUAGCCCCACAGCACAUAAUGACCCCGUUAGCACAGCCUUCCGCUGGCCCAGCCCGAGCCGCAGUGCACCCUCCUUGGUUACAGAAUCCAGCCUUUCUCCUUUUCUCUGCCCCAAGCCUCAGUCUAGCCCGCCCAUUCCACCAAAAAGAACCACCCGGUCACCCAAACUGGGCACCUCUAGCCUAUCUCCGUCCAUCUCCUCACCGGUUCCACUUCCAGACCUCCCCAGGCUAAGCACCUCUAGCCUCUCACCAUCCAUAUCUUCUCCAGUUCCUCUGCCAGAACUCUCCAUGCUUUUCAUGGUGUCCGCCAAAGAGGGACACUUCAAGGUCCAACCAGAAAACCACAGCCCAGCAGCAUCUGAUCGAUGGCAUAAGCACCACAACCACCACAGCUCUGCCUGGAAUGGUUGCAUCGAGGAGGAAGAGGAGGAGGAGGAAAGGGAGCGGAAAGAAGGUGAAAAGAAGAUGCUGACAACUAAUCCCGGGUCUCGUGUGACAAGCCCAGUCAAUGGUGCUGCUGUCUGGAAGGAGUCCAGAGACUGUAAGGCCCUAAGCAGCCCCCCUCGAAUGACAGAGCCAGGCACGGCCCCCCCUUCCCUACCUAACAAUGGCGCCUGUCAGGGGGAAAGUGAGGGCGCCGCUGCAGAGGAGGAGGGCAAGCAGUGCGGGAGCAUGCUGGUCAAGCAACAUGACAGCGCAACAGCAGAGCCUCUGGCAGUGAAGAAGAUGGGAUCAAGCAGUCAUGAGACCAAUCCAAUACCACCACCACCUCCACCCAAGAAACAGCACAGGGUGUCCGGACACAUGAGCAGCAGCAACAUGGAGUUGAACUGCUCGUUGGAGAGCCCGACCUUAUCCCCUCGGGGCCUGGGCAGCGGCGGUCUACCCACUGCCUCCACCGAUAAUCUAACAGCUGACACUGGAUCUCGGGAUGGAACACGGCUGUCCUGCUCCUCUCCAUUCCUGAGAAGUCCGGGGACCUCAGCACCUCGUUCUCCACACCCUCCCUCGUUUAGCAUCUCAGCUAACCAGCCACCUCCACUGCCGGAGAAGAAGAUAGUAAACCGCACCGUGUCGGCUCCCGAUAACGGCAAUUCAAAGGGCAUUGUCCUGUCCUACCCGCGCCUCCCCUUCACCGGUUCGGAAAACAAUGUGUGUCGACCCAACGAUUCAAGCAGGCGAGACAGUUUACCCUCCAGUCCUGUUGACCCAAGACCUGUCUUCUCCUCCAAUGAGUCUCUAGAGCACUGUCACGCCCCGCUCGGCCGACCUUUGAGGUCCCGGACUUUAGAUGAUCCGUUUAAGAAUCAUGGACGUUUGGGUGUCCACUGCCGAAGCAGCAUCACCUGCUCCUCUUCCCCUCAGCUAAGUGCACCCUUUAUGCCAACCGAAGCAGGCCCAGCUGCCAACUUGGGCUCCAGUCUGCAAUUGCAAACCCUCCUGAGCAACAUUGACAGUAGGGAAGGUGUUUACUCAAAACUAGGGGGCCUGUACGCAGAGUCUUUGCGCCGCUUGGCUCUAAAAUGCGAGGAACACUUCACGGGUUCCCAGAAGAACCGACUAAGGUUUGAGGAAAGCAACUGGUCGUUGUUCAGGCUCACGUCCAACAAGCCGAGCUGCAACGCGGGAGAUGCUGUGUACUAUUCUGCUGCCUGCGCUUCCGACCCCAGCAACUCCUACGCCGUGAAGAUCUGCAAGAGUCCGUCCUUGGAGGCCAAGCAGGGCCACCUCUAUGGUUUGUCGGUGCAGCAGAGCAUGCCCGCCCAUUACAACCUGCAGCAGGACUGUGGACACUUUCUGGCCUGCGUCCCCCAGAGCAUGUUGCCGUCCGAUCAGGUUGCCAUGCCAACCUCACCCAUGGGGACUUCAACCGGUCAGCAAGCAGAGCGAGAGCGAGUGGUCGUCAUCACACCUGAGAUCCCUCGUCAGACAACAGCUGAUUUUGCUCGCGAGUUUGACUCCUUCCACAAAAGCCAGCCGGAAGUGUACGAGCGCCGCGUCUGCUUCCUUCUACUGCAGCUCUGCAAUGGUCUGGAGCACUUGAAGGAGCACGGGGUCACGCACCGCGACCUCUGCCUGGAGAAUCUCCUCUUGGUUCCUCACCAGUGCAAACAAGGCACUCCUUCCACCCAGCAGACUGAGACAAUUAACGGUUUUAACACUGUAGACAGUCAGCGUCACCUCCCCCGCCUCCUGAUCAGCAACUUUGCCAAAGCCAAGCGCCGUUCCACCGAGGAUGCUGCGUCAACCAGUGUGGACCCUCGUGUGAAGCGGGACCACGCUCGCUUGGCGCCUGAGAUCGUGUCGGCUGCCCAAUACCGGAAAUUUGACGAAUUCCAGACAGGCAUCCUGAUCUACGAGUUACUCCAUCAGCCCAACCCUUUUGAGGUCAUCCCUGCCCUGAGGGAACAGGACUACCGCUGCGAGGACUUACCUGCCAUCCCAUCUGUGUCGCUGUACUCUGCCGGACUCCAACGACUGGCGCAGCUCUUGCUCCAACCAGACCCCAUCAAGCGCAUCCACAUCCAGGAUGCGAAGCGCAUCUUGCAGAGCCUGCUGUGGGGACCCAGGAGGGACCUGAUGGAUCAGCAGUGGGAGAGGCAUGGGCAAAGCGGGGGCUUGGCGGAGGGGGCCCGACACGAGGGCCUCCUCAACUGGCUGGAUGUCAAACGGGCGUUGCUGAUGAUGAAGUUCGCCGAGCGCUCGCUGGAGCCCGAAAGGAACGCGGAGCUGGAGGACUGGUUGUGCUGUCAGUACUUCUCCUCGGCUCACCCUCUGGCUCUGUGUCACACUGCUGAGCUGCUUUACUCGCUCAAGUAAUGCUGGAAAAAAUGGGAGCAUGGAAAGUGGUUAUGAGAAGACUGAUAAUGUCACAAACUAAUACGUAUAUAUGGACACAGAUUAGGACAUGCCCUCAAAAUUGAAGAAAAUAUGUCAAUUAUUUUGUAGUCUUCCAAGUCUGGCUUGUGAUCUCUAGUUGCAGCUCAUCCCAAAGGUGCUUGAUGGAAACUAAAUUCAUCUAACCCCAACUUUACAAACCUGCUUUGUCAUGCCAGAACAGAAAAGGGCCCAACUGAUUUUCCCAAACUGUUCCCACAAAGUUGGAAGCUUACAAUUGUCUAAAUAUAACUUGCCAAGAUGAAGAAUUAGGAUUCAAGAGGUCUAGCUCAUUUAUCUCAAUGUGUAUCAUCAGUAAUACAAGGCUUCCUUAAAUGGGGUUUCUUGUUGGCUUGUAUCUGAAGUGGAGUCCCUCUAGGUUCACACUUGUUUUCAUUUAACAUUGGCUUCCAUCCCAAAACUUUGACUCUUCUGUUUUUACCUUCAAGGAAUCUGACCGUGUUCCUUAUUUCAUUAAAGAUUUGGGUUAGCGGAGUCCCUCAAGGUUCCCUCCAGAGUCCUCACCUGGAGGACACUGAAUCAAACUACCACACUUAAGAAAUAUAAGACCUCUGAUCUCUCAUAAUUGUUAUUCCAUCAAAUACUGAGGGAAUGGAGUCCCUCAGAAUUCACGACUCGACCCCCACCUUUUUUACUUUCACAUCUAAGAAGGAAUUAAGGAGUCUCAUACAGUCCUAAUACUUUUGCUCAUAUGGUAUAUAGCUAGACGGGUGCAGACAGCGCGGCACUUUUACUUCUUACAAAAAGGAAACACUGUGAAGCCACCUACUUCCUGUGAGCACUACCGCUACAUGCGUCAACCAACCGUCCAUUUACAUUCUCAUAUGGCUCAUUUUCGUAAUGUUACACUUUUAACACUUUCUGUUGUCCCAUUCUGUAUUUAAAGCAUAACUGGCACCUCUACUGUUGUCUUGAGCAAAGUACUAAUGUGGUGUAUAGACAAUGGUACCGUUUUUUGAACAAUAUCCUUUGGAAUGUCUUUGAUUUAAUUAUCUGCUGGCUAAAAAACAUGCAACUCAUCCUACUGCUUUUUCUUCCCUUCUUUUUGAAAGAUUUUGACACCGUGCCUUCUGUUGUUUGUGUGACUCCACAAAAUGUAAAUAAAUGUUCGGGAGGGUUGUUGCUGUGAAACUGGCUUUUCAUAACAACGCUCCAUUUUUCUACAAUAAAUGCCGCAAGCAGGUCUUAAAAAACAAAACUUGCCAAUAUGAGCGGCGGUUAAACAUAAUAUUUAUGUUAUUCGUUAUCCUGUAGUCAUCACUGGAGGUUGUUGUUUUAUUUGAAAGUAGCAGCGUUUUAUAUCUAAUAAAAGUGGUGAGAGGUUCACAGACUGCAUGUAUUUUUUUAUUUGUAAAGGGUGCUCUGUCAUUACUAAUCAACAGACUGUGUGUGUGUGUGUGUGUGUAUGUCAAUCAAUAAACUGCAUUUA